AUGGCGCCCUCUGCAACAAUAGAUGCGCUAACGGGGGCUUUGGUUGCUCGUUUCCUGCGGACGAAUAACUACUUGGAGUCACUUGAAGCUUUUAUUCGCGAGGCGGAUCUCCCUGUGGACGCAGGGCAGUCUUCGGGCGACGACACCAACAACUGGACCAUUCAGGGCUUGCUGGAGGAGAAGAAGGCAUUUGACCAUACCGCAAACUUCGAAAGAUAUGGCAAGAGUAAUAAGGAUACAGAGUCUUGGAGUGUACCAGCACCAUCAAAGGCAACCAUAGUGAACACACCGACAUCAUCGAAUCUUCUUGCCGCCUCAGUUGAGCCGUGGCAGUUCCCUGAGGAUGAUACAGAGACCCCCACCACAGCGUCGGUCAUCGUUUCGACAGGUGCCGAUAGACAGGUACAUCUGUCUCGAACUUCGAAGAAUCAUAAUUUUAUCACAUCCUUCUCGAGUAUAUCGGACUCGCCGGUACUCGCGUACGUCUCCAUCCUCAAGGGACGAUAUAUCCUGAUGACCAACAUGUCCGGGCGCUUGACUCUUCUGCACGGGUCACGCGUCCUGGAUAGUCGAAAAGAUCACUCAAAAUAUGCUGUGAAGAUUGUUGCCUAUGAAGAACAAGGAGAGGUUGACUCAUCACCGCACUUUUGGGUUGCCACCGCCGGCUGGGAUGCGACGGUCUACCUAUACCGUAUCGACAUCCUAAAUGGAGAAGAAGCACCGGUGAUCGGAGAGCCCGUCGCAAGCAUCAAGUUGAAGACAAACCCAGAAUCGCUGGCAUUCGUGCGCCAUGCCUAUACCAACGAGUUGAUCCUCCUGGUUUCGCGCCGUGACUCUACUUAUAUUUACUACUACCAAGUGGCACCAUCGCCCAAAGAGAUCGGCGACCUGAAUCAAAGCGAAAACAAUGCCAACCGAAUCUUACCCACCGCCGAAUGCCACCUUCUUGGACAGCAGAAUCUGGCGCCUCAUUCAAACGCCUGGAUUGCUUUCUCCCCAGCGCACAUGGCUCUCAGCCCGCACGAUCCCGGCCUCCUGGCGGUAGCUACAUCUUCGCUUCCACACAUGAAGGUGAUCAUCGUCCGGCUCUUGUUCCCAUCAACCGGCUCUCUGGUUGCGCCUAAUGUAUCCGAAGAUGUACCUGUGACCCAAGCUUCUCAAGCACUAGAGGCUCUGGCGCUGCAGAACCGUGAGGACGCAGCUAUCUUGGUCCAGGCCAAUACAUUUGCACCCCAGACGGCGUAUUCGACGCCCCAGGUGGUCUGGCGGCCUGACGGUUCGGGCGUGUGGGUUAAUGGAGAUGACGGUGUCAUUCGUGGCGUUGAGACAAAGACAGGGAAGGUGGUUGCGACGCUCAAGAAUGGCCACGAGCCUGGCUGUAAGGUGCGUACUAUCUGGGCGGGAUACGUUGAUGUGCAGAUUGAAGGCGAGAAUACAGGACAAGAGGAAUGGGUCAUCAGUGGUGGAUUUGAUAAGCGAUUGAUUUUGUGGAAAGUUUGA
Molecule: messenger RNA, 1500 nt
Organism: Penicillium cinerascens
Lineage: Eukaryota; Fungi; Ascomycota; Eurotiomycetes; Eurotiales; Aspergillaceae
Exons: 2
Coding region: 1-1500 (499 amino acids)
Molecular function (GO): protein binding
Source: RefSeq, a predicted model, not a curated record